CGACGGCUCAUUUAGAACGUCAAUGCGGCAGUCGUCCAAUCUUCAUUUGCAUAUUUUUAAGAUUUGUGCAACGAUUUCGAGUAAAAUUUAGCUACGGAUAGUCUAGUAGAGUAUAUUUCAAUAAUUGUCUUGCGUGGCAAUGUUCUCUUUACUCGGGCCGAAGAUGUAUACACAGUCAAAGUGGCGGAAUUUAUAGUUUACUGUUCACCUUUCUUUUUGCAGUAGCUAUGCCUGUUGUCAAGAUGACAAAUGUUAUGAAGUUUUUAUUAGGUUAGGUUAGGUUUCGUUACAUAUUUUUGUUGUUUUUGUAAAAGUUGUUUGAGUUAGUCCAAUAAUUUAAUUAUAUGGAUAGGAAUGAAAUACCUCGCUAGACGUUUCCUACAUCCAUUCCAAACCGUAAUCAUACCCAAAAUGGCAAAAAGCAAGUUUGAAUACGUGCGUGAAUUUGAAUCGGAAGAGACUCUUUUACCAAAUUGUUGGAUAGUUGUGAGGAUAGACGGCAAAGCAUUCCAUAAGUUCUCAGCAAAACACAAUUUUGCAAAGCCAAAUGACCUUAGGGCAAUAUCUUUGAUGAAUAAAGCAGCAACAUGUGUCAUGCAGGAUUAUAAAGACAUUGUAAUGGCAUAUGGACAGAGUGAUGAGUAUUCAUUUGUGCUACGCAAGAGUUGCACACUUCAUAAUAGAAGAAAAUCAAAAAUAAUGACCUAUAUCAGCAGUCUGUUUACCUCAUCUUAUGUAUAUCACUGGCAUAGCUAUUUCAAAGACCAAAAACUGAAGUACCCUCCUUCUUUUGAUGGUAGGAUAGUGCUAUAUCCCACAGAUCAGAAUUUGAAAGACUACCUUAGUUGGAGACAAGCAGACUGCCAUAUCAACAAUUUGUACAACACAACAUUUUGGAACCUAGUUUUAACAGGAGGAUUAACGCCUGCCGAAGCUGAGAAGAGGUUGUGUGGCACGCUAUCAAGUGAUAAAAAUGAAAUAUUGUUCAGUGAGUUUGGCAUAAACUAUAACAAUGAGCUUGAGGUGUACAAAAAAGGCACAAUAUUACUGAGGAAAAGACUAAAACGCCCUAAUAGUGAUAAGCAUAAAAUAGUGAUACUUCCACUCCAUAUAGACUUAAUAAAAGAAGAGUUCUGGGAGGAAAACAGUGAAUUGUUACAAAUGGAAACAUGUCAUAAGUAUGAGUGGCCUGAAGAUAUACCUUUACCAGAUUUAGUUUUGUCCCAGUUACAUAUAAACAUUGAAAAUAAAGUUGAUAUUGAAGCUGAUUGAUAAAAUUGAUUGUUUUAUUUUGCUUGAAAAAAUGCAACCUAAUAUAAUGUCUGCAG
Molecule: messenger RNA, 1328 nt
Organism: Acanthoscelides obtectus
Lineage: Eukaryota; Metazoa; Arthropoda; Insecta; Coleoptera; Chrysomelidae
Source: the annotation of a GenBank genome assembly